UCUCUCUCUCUCUCUCUCUCUCUCUCUCUCUGGAGUGCCUACAAAUGAAGAAAUCAUGCCUUUGAUGAGUUUAAGGACAACAGAAGCUAAAAAUCAACACCGAUAAUUGAAAGUUGAUGGCAAAUUUAGCAUCUUUGGAUCAAAUUCCGUCAGUCUGCGGUGGUGGAGGCGGAGGUUUCUUUGACACUCCUCAAGGGUACGGCCUGGACAUGUUGGCCUUUCAUGACUACGGUGGUGCUUCUCUUUUUGAUAUGCUUCAGCAGCCGACACCGCCACAGACUUUGAUGGUAAAGCCAGCACCACAAGCUUCCACGAUGCUGGAGACAUCAGAGGUGGUUAAUACUCCUCCAACAAAUUCGUCAUCUUUAUCAUCUUCUUCAAACGAACCUGUUAAUGAUGUUGAUCAAGAAAACAACACAAGAUCAGAUGAUGCUCAAGAAAAGAAUGCUAAUAAACAGUUGAAACCCAAAAAGAAAAACCAAAAAAAACAAAAGGGACCGAGAUUUGCGUUCAUGACGAAGACUGAAGUUGAUCACUUGGAUGAUGGCUUUCGAUGGAGAAAGUACGGUCAGAAAGCUGUGAAAAACAGCCCGUUUCCUAGGAGUUACUAUCGGUGCACUAGUGCAUCAUGUGGAGUGAAGAAGAGAGUUGAAAGAUUGACAGAGGAUCCAGCGGUCGUUGUUACAACUUAUGAAGGUAUUCAUAUACACCCCUGCCCAGUGACACCUCGAGGAAUGUUACCAGAAACUGCCACUUAUGGCGGUCUUGGUGGUGGUGGUGGUUCUUCAUAUAUUUUACCACAAUUUCACUACCAACAACCGUUACGACCAUUCUUCCACAACCAAACAAAUUCUUUAAGCUUUAACAACACCACCACCCCAUCAUCAUACUCACAUUACCUUCAAGAAAGACAAUCUUGCCCUCCUUCUAUGUCAUCUUCUUUGCAUAGAGAUCAAGGUCUUCUUCAAGAUAUGGUAUCCUUCCAGAUCAGGAAAGAGGAGCCCAAAGUGGAACCUAGUUGAGGGUACUUUGGGACAGAUGACUAUAGUGUUUCUUUGGGGGUGGGUUGGGGUUCUUUAGGUAGCUAGUUCUCAAGGCAUUAGCUUUUAACAAGCAUUUUACAUAUGUAAUUUUGUUAUGAGCCUUUUAAGUUAUUUUUGUACAUCU
Molecule: messenger RNA, 1167 nt
Organism: Lactuca virosa
Lineage: Eukaryota; Viridiplantae; Streptophyta; Magnoliopsida; Asterales; Asteraceae
Source: the annotation of a GenBank genome assembly